AUACUGUCAGUAGUCAGUAGUCAGUUUGCCCACAAACGCUUCGGCGAUCGGUUUGUGCGCCAGUAUUUAUUAUUAUUUUAUAAAUUAUAAAUAAAAAAAUUUUUGUUUUAAUUAAUUAUAUAUUUUGCUGCAGUUUACUUGUGUCUAGGCAGCUCAAGUUAAAUAAUUAUAAAUAAUUCUCAUAUAUAUGUAUAAAAAUAUUUUUAUAUAUUUUUAAAUUUAUGUGAUUUUUUUGAAUUUUACUCCCUUAUGAUAUUUUUGGACAAAGGAUUUUUUUUAUGAGAUCGCGGUCGCAAACGCGACAAUGAUUAUUUUCAAUUGAUCGUUACUAUAAUUCAUGAAUGGAUGGAGGAUCGACGGAGAAAAUUAAUAGAAAUUCGAUGGAGGAUUUGGGAUGUCUGGAAAAUUUAAACAAUCCAUCAAAUUCAUUAAUCAUCGGAGCAAUAAUAUGGAGCUUAUUAUUAUUAAUAUCAGUUUUAUUAAAUGCAACAUUAUUAUUAGCGUUUGUAAAACGUCCUGGUUUACGUACAAUAUCAAACAGAUUUGUGAUGAAUCUAAGUGCUUCCAACUUACUGACAAUCGGUCUACUCCACCCGCUGUUGAUAACCGACCGAGGAGCGCCAUCAUCCAUCCACUGUACCCUAGCAGAGGGCGCCACAGCUUUAGUAACGACAUCUUCAAUCUUCUCAGUCCUUCUAAUCGCAAUCGACCAAUACCUCGCCGUUAUCGAUCCUCUCCGUUAUCGCACACGAAUCGAUAACCUCAAGUGCACCGUAUUAAUAAUAUUAGUCUGGCUUUUCUCCGCCACCAUAUCUCUUCUCGCCAUUUUCAACACCAACAACAACGCCACUUACACCCCCGACCAAAACAAUCACCAACAAAGUAUCUGGUUAAGUUGUCAGCCUGACUUACCGACUGCCAAUAAAUCUGCUUUACCGACCGUCGAUUCCCCUUCUUCUUUAUCGUCCCCACCUCAAUCGUCUUCCUCACCCUCCUCAUUUAUUAUUUAUAAUUUAAUUUAUACAACAAUAUAUAUUAUUAUUAUUUAUUUAGUACCAUUUAUAACAAUAAUAUGGAUAUAUAUUUGUAUAUAUACUGCAGCACACAAUAAUUCUGAACGGACCCGACGUACCGGCUCACGGCCAAUACUUACCGUCACAAACUACCUUACCGACGAUGAUUAUUUGCCAUUACGUCAUGAUAAUGAUAUUAAUAGAAUUAAAAAUAUAUCUAGUCUCUCAUCAAUUGACGAGAGUAUUGAGAUAACUAGUCAAUUACAAAGACAUUUGUCACCCUCACCAAUUAUUGAAGAAGAUAUUAAUUUUAAUAAUAAUAGUAAUAACGUAGAAGAAGUUAAAGAAGAACUGAUACCUGUUAUUUUUACCGUUGGAUCUCAUAAUAAUGAUAUUACAAUGCAAUUUAAUGAUAAUACCAAAGAUAUUAUUGAGUACUGUGUGAUCGAUUGUCAACAAGAUGGCGGUCGAUGUAGCAGAGAGGAGCGAGAACCCCGACCGUAUGGUUGCUAUGAUAAAAUAAAUGGGGGUAGUAGUGGGGAUGACGAUCAACAAGAUGGCGACUGGAAAGAAAAUGGCGGCCGUAGGCCACUAGGCGGCCAUUUAAAGAAUGAUUGUGAGCAAGGAUGUGGUGCUGAGUGUCACCAGGAAAAACGUGGUGAAUAUGGAAGUGAUGAUUGUCUGCCAUAUGGUGGCCAUAUUAAAGAAAAUGGAAGUGAGGAUGAUUGCUUGGAACAAAUUGGGCCAGAAAAUAAAGGUUGGGUGCAUGGUAGCCAUGUUAGUAAGACAUAUGGUGAAAAGACGCCAUGUAUUGACCAUGGGCAAACGGGUAAAUUAUAUAGCAGCCAUAUGGGUGAGAAUAAUGGCGACAGGUGGCAGUAUAUUGGUUGUGGUACUGAAGGUAGUGACGAACAAGAUGGCGACUGCAGUCAAUAUGGCUCCCUGCACAAUGACAAUUUUAUAGAAAAUGAUCUACAGAUCUGUAAACAAAAUGGCGGAUGUGAUAUAAACGACUUACAAAUCGGUCAUCAAAAUGGCGGACAUGUCUUACAUGGCAAACAAUAUGGCCAUUGUUCAAAUCAAUGUGGCAACAGAAAUGAUGGACAAUUUAUCGAUGACUUACAAAUCGAUAAUCAAGAUGGCGGACAUGUCUUACAUGUCAAACAAAAUGGCCACUGUUUGAAUCAAUAUGGUAAUGAAUAUGGCAGCAUAAAUAAUGGGAAAUUUAUCGAAGAUGACUUACAGACCAGUCAACAAGAUGGCGGCCAUGACACACCAGACGGUAUUUUACACGGACAAGAUUCAAACCAAAAUGGCGGACUGAUUCCGCCAAAGUUGAACUCAAAUUCUCGUUAUGGUACUCGUACGACUGCAAAUUACAUAAAUUCUCUGCGUCACCGUAUAAGUAACGGUUCAUUAUUCAAAUAUCGGGAAGAAACGCGUGCUGCGCGUAUCAGCGCGUUGGUUAUCGUCAUGGGUUUCGUCUGCUGGACGCCAUUUUUCUCGAUCGUGGUUAUAAAAAACUUGACAGUGAAUCUGUUGUACCAUCAGAUGGACUUGUUGGGUAUCGGGUGCUUCGUUAUGGGGACGAUAGUCUCGCCCAUGUUGUUCGGUUACCGAUCGAGGAGGGUAAAGAGGGAACUCAGGAAACUGUUUUGCUUCAGGAGGGAACUUGCGUACAAAAACAAUCGGAGUCUGAUGGCCAAAAAGGUGCUGAGGCGGAGGCACAGUUCCAGUUGGGGGGUCGACGGGCUGACGGACAAAGGGGGCAAGUUAAGCGGGUUCUGGAAUUUCUACGCCCGGGGCAAGUUGGGCAAAGACUGCGGCAGUAAAGUUCAGUUUGUUCACGUUUCCGAGACGGCGCUUACUGUCGACACCUGCCGAAGCUCAUUCUCCAGCGGUGCUAGUACUCAAGUAUCCAGUACUUCUACCGACGAUAGUUAAAUUGACUUCCUGUUUUAUCGACCUUAUUUUUUUACAAAAUCGCCUUCUCGUAAAUUUAAUGUAUUUUUAUACUUUUACUUUGAAUAUUUCGGUAAAUAUUAAAGAUACGGUAAAAAUGAUAAAAAAUCUUUUUGUAGGAAAUUUGACGCUCUACAAAAAUGGUCCUUAUCAAUUUUGUCAUAACUUCAAUAUUUAAUGAGAUAUUCGUUAUCUGAAUAUUGUAAUCUCAAAUUAAUUAAUUAAUUUAGAAUUUUUUUAAAUUUGAUUAAUUUUUGAAAAUUGAUUUUUUUUUACUUUUUUACGAAAAAAAAAAUGGCGUAGUUUUAUUUAUUAUUUUUUUUAAUUGUAAAAAUGGUUUUUUUAAAUCAUUGAAAAUUGUAAA
Molecule: messenger RNA, 3339 nt
Organism: Microplitis demolitor
Lineage: Eukaryota; Metazoa; Arthropoda; Insecta; Hymenoptera; Braconidae
Product: 7 transmembrane receptor (rhodopsin family) domain-containing protein
Exons: 4
Coding region: 342-2957 (871 amino acids)
Biological process (GO): cell-cell signaling; phospholipase C-activating G protein-coupled receptor signaling pathway; adenylate cyclase-activating adrenergic receptor signaling pathway
Cellular component (GO): membrane
Molecular function (GO): alpha1-adrenergic receptor activity
Source: RefSeq, a predicted model, not a curated record